Messenger RNA from Anoplophora glabripennis (Asian longhorned beetle), 549 nucleotides. RefSeq lists its product as uncharacterized. The transcript has 2 exons. Gene Ontology annotation, cellular component: axon; neuronal cell body; membrane. The record is from RefSeq and is a predicted model, not a curated record. Gene Ontology annotation, biological process: sensory perception of taste. The coding region runs from base 1 to 549 and encodes 182 amino acids. NCBI's taxonomy places the organism in Eukaryota, Metazoa, Arthropoda, Insecta, Coleoptera, Cerambycidae.
AUGAACGAACUGGUUAAAACCAUUAAAACGUUUAGCGUGGUCAACAGCGAUGCAGAAAAUAUAUUAAAAAAGAUUGUAGCGGUUUAUACAGAGACGGAUAAAGCGGUGGAUGCUUUCAAUGAUAUUUUUGGGUGGCCUAUGUUGUUUUACUUUGCCGAGUCCAUCGUACAUCUGGUGUACUGUGUAGCUUUGCUCACUGAACGUAGAUUUAAAUCUGAAGGAGGCAAUGUCAUAACGGAAAAUAUUAUUAUUAUGUCCGUUACAAAAGCAGUUUUGGAAGAGUUGGGUGCUAUAAUACUGAUAGCUUGCUGCGAUUCCGUUACACAGGAGUCAGACAAAUUGCUAAGCCUUUGCUAUAAAAUAGAAGACGAUCUACCACCGUUUUCCAUGGAAAGAGAGGAAAUACAAAAGCUACGUGAAAGAAUAGGAAACAAACGUGUAUCUUUCAAAGCUGCUGAAUUCUUCGAGAUAAGACGGCCUACUAUACUUGCACUACUUGCCACAACUACUACUUACACAAUCGUUAUACUACAGUUUAAUUUUAUGUAA